This is a messenger RNA of Cladophialophora psammophila CBS 110553, 5700 nucleotides long. RefSeq lists its product as uncharacterized. The coding region runs from base 1 to 5700 and encodes 1899 amino acids. NCBI's taxonomy places the organism in Eukaryota, Fungi, Ascomycota, Eurotiomycetes, Chaetothyriales, Herpotrichiellaceae. The transcript has 3 exons. The record is from RefSeq and is a predicted model, not a curated record. Gene Ontology annotation, molecular function: ATP hydrolysis activity; ATP-dependent chromatin remodeler activity; DNA binding.
AUGGCCUCUGGAACUUCGAGACUCGAUCGGCUUGUCACCUUGCUGGACAAGGGAAGCACCCAGCUCAUUCGAAACACGGCUGCGCAACAACUUGCAGACGUCCAAAAACAGAAUCCCGACAAUCUCUUCGCAUUACUCGGCAGAGUUCUUCCCCACUUGCAGUCCAAAUCAUGGGACACUCGCACCGCUGCCGCCAAAGCCAUAGGCGGCAUCAUUUCCAAUGCCGAAAGGUUCGACCCCAACGCUGACGAUGCCGAGACCAGGCCCGAGCCCCUCAAAAUAGAGGAGGUCGCCACCAAGAUUGAAGAAAAGACUCCCGAAGCGGACGACCUUCUCCAGCUCAGUGCUCUUGACAUCAAAUUGAUCCUCAAUCAUGGGAAGAAGCUGUUGGGCAGUGCCGGUAAGGAGUAUGAAUACUCUGUGGCUGGUAUGAGCCCUGCUCAACGACUGGCACACCAGAAGCAGAGUCUCACCGCUCGACUCGGCCUCGGUGGCGAAUACAUGGAGGACGACUUGGUCAACGAGUACGACUUUGCAGCCAGCUCACAAUACAAAGUUGCCACAACUCCGGGCCUCACUCGGGUGGAUACAAAAUCUGGAGUGCAACGACUCGGCAGCGUUGGUCCCAACCCUCCCUACAGUGCCGUGUCCCCUUCCGAAAACAACGGCCAAUCCCUGCCCGAUGAAUCCGGCCUUAGUAAACGGCAGCUGAAUCAAUUGAAAAGGAAAAACAAGUCGGCCGCCAAAGCUGGCGCCAGCAAGAUGCGCGUGGUUGAUCUAUCCGGGCGACGUCAGCCCGAACCAGGCCAGACGCCAGUUUCAGCAACUCCACAUCCGGUCAAGCUCAAUGGCCAUGAAGACUCGAAUGGAGAUGCAAAGCCAGAUUACUUCUCAAUCAAGCAAGAAGGCACCGACGACACCACCGCACUGGUCUCCGAGUUCAAAGGCGAAACUGUUCCGGAAAAGCCGCUCAUCCAACCCGACGAAAAGCAUGCCCAGGACUGGCCUUUUGAUGUCAUGUGCGAUUUCCUGUCCGUGGACCUUUUCGAUCCCAAUUGGGAGAUCCGACACGGAGCAGCUAUGGGCUUGCGAGAAGUUCUCCGUGUGCACGGACAUGGUGCUGGCCGUCGAUAUGGCAAGUCCAGAGCUGAGAAUGACCUUGCAAAUCGCCGCUGGCUUGACGAUCUUGCAUGCCGCUUGCUGUGCGUUUUAAUGCUGGAUCGUUUCGGGGACUUCGUGUCUGACACAGUGGUCGCGCCAAUCCGUGAAUCAAUCGGUCAGACCCUCGGUGCUUUAUUGACUCAAUUACCCGACGACUUGGCCGUAUCUGUCUACAACUGCUUGCAAGAAAUGGUACAUCAACAGAACACUGGUCGGAAGCAACCGAUAUGGGAAGUAUGCCAUGGAGGCAUGAUUGGGUUGCGCUAUUUUGUUGCUGUCCGCAAAGAUCUUCUCCUUCAUCACAUCAACCUUCUUGACGGUGUUGUCGCAGCCGUCAUGCACGGACUUGCGCAUCCUGAUGACGACGUCAAGUCAGUGAGCGCAGCAACCUUGGUACCUAUCGCUGGGGAAUUGACAACUAUGCGCCCUGAUGCUCUCGGUCAACUUAUUAGCGUAGUGUGGGACUGCCUUCUUGAUAUGCAAGACGAUCUAAGCGCCAGUACCGGUGCGGUCAUGGAUCUUCUUGCAACUCUCUGCUCGCACCAUGAGAUCUUAGAAGCAAUGCGCAUUAACGCCGCCGAGGACCCAGAUCAGUCUUUCGAGAAGCUCGUUCCCCGCCUGUACCCUUUCCUACGACAUACGAUUACCAGCGUUCGGAUGGCGGUGUUGAAGGCGUUGGUUACAUUCUUGAAUCUCUCGAACGUGAGCAACAUGGAAUGGGUGGGUGGCCGCGUGACCCGCUUGAUCUUCCAAAAUAUGCUCCUCGAGCGGAACGAAGGCGUCUUAUGGAUGUCCCUAGAGGUUUGGCAAGCACUCAUUUCUUUCAUGGAACGCCAAGGGUUUUCCGCCUUUGUUGCUGAACUGGAGCCGCAUAUCUCACCGAUGAUAGGGGCCGCUGUUCAGCCUAUCGGUCAGGCAAGAAGCCCCAUUCCCAUGGACACGCUUCUUCUCAUCAGACCGUCGGGGGCUCCGAUGGUACCUGCUUCGACGAAGCAUCGACAUACUCCUGAAUCCGACCAGCAACCCAAGAAACGGCGAAAGGUUGAGAAGCCCGAUUCAAAUCAGCGCGUCUCUCACAAUACCGAUGGACACAUGUUGCACGGUGAGGUAGAUCUCGUCGGAUUGGAGGUCAUGCUCCGAACCAGAAUCGUCUGCUCACUGGCACUGGGUCUUCUGCUAAGCAAACAAAGUGAAUCUUCGAUUGACUCAUAUUGGACUCACCUGCUCCCCUCUGUCAGUUCUCAUCAUUCAAGUUCAAGGCUGUUUACAGCAAUGAUUCUGGAAGAGCUCGCAAAGAACCAAUCCAAGAAACCAGCAAAUACACCGGGGAUUGUUUCGCAGUUGCAGCAGGUCCUUGAUGAUGAAGGCAACAACUGGUAUGCAGACAUAGUGCCUUCGCUGCAAGCUGCUCGAGGACAGUGCCAGUCCUUGAUCAGCGCCUUCCAGAAUCAAGCGCAUGUCUCUCGAGACAAGUUGCCGGCGAUAGCAGUUGUCUGCCAAGGCGAAAGUGGCGCCGGCCCUAAAGCCUUCUCUCUCGCGGACGCCGAGAGGAUCGUGACAACGGACUUUGAUCGUCUUCUCAAAAGCCUUACACCAGCGCAGCGUGUUUCGGGAACACAAUAUCUAAACGAUGCCCGCAGGAACGCUAAGACUGCGGUGGACGAAGCCAAGAAGAUCAAAGAAAGCCGAGACAUCGCGAUAAAGGCCACGAUUGCCUCGGUGCUGGUUCGACUAAAGGAAAUUCCGAAGAAACCUGGUCAGUUGAUAAAAUGCAUCAUGGACAGCAUCAAAUCAGAAGAAUUUGAAGAACUGCAAGCUCGAUCUGCAUCAGGCGUUGCAGGGCUCAUUGACUUCUACACCACGAGUCCGAAACGUGGCCCAGUGGACAAGUUAGUCUCCAAUCUAGUCAAAUUUACCUGCGUGGAUACCUCGGAGACUCCAGAGUUCGGCCCCAACGCCGCGUUUGAAGACAUUGUCCUGUCGUUGCGAAAGGAAGAAGAUAGAAAGGACCAUCCAGAUGCUGCCCGUUUCGAACAAGAGGCAAAGGAGGCCAGGAUCAUGCGCCGGGGAGCCAAGCGUGCUCUUGAUGAGUUGGCGCAAUCAUAUCGUGCUCGGCUCCUUGAGAGACUACCUGUGCUGAGAUCACUUAUCGAAAGUCCGAUCCGCGAGCUGAUCGAGUCGUCUGAUCCAGCCACUCUACAGGUCAACGAAGAACAAGGUCAAUCACUAGUUGAUGCUAUGUCAGCUUUGCGUACACUGUCUCCUACCCUCGACGCCGGUCUCCACACUUGGGUCUUGUCGUUGAGCCCGCUUAUUGGAAAAGCGAUGAGAAGCAGGCUCUCUGUCAUAAGAUACAGCGCUGCUAAGUGCUUUGCAACGGUCUGCAGUGUCAUACCCGUUGAGGGAAUGACAAGGCUCGUGCAGGAUGUCUUGCCUAACAUCAGCAAUCCUCUUGACUUGAGGGAUAGACAAGGGAUUACCGAGUGCGUUUAUCACCUCAUCCAGGCCAUGGGCGACAGGAUUCUGCCAUAUGUGAUCUUCUUGAUUGUACCUGUAUUAGGUCGAAUGAGCGAUGCCAACAACGACAUUCGUCUCCUCGCCACUACAUCCUUUGCCACGCUGGUGAAACUGGUGCCUUUGGAAGCGGGCAUCCCCGAUCCGCCAGGAAUGCCGGAGUCAUUGCUCCAGGGGCGUGAACGAGAGCGUAAAUUCAUGGCGCAAAUGCUUGAUCCGAAAAAGGUCGAGCCUUUCCAGAUCCCUGUGGCGAUCAAAGCGGAACUACGACCUUACCAGCAAGACGGCGUGAACUGGUUAGCGUUCCUCAACAAGUACAACCUUCACGGCGUUCUGUGCGACGACAUGGGUCUGGGUAAGACUCUUCAGACCCUUUGCAUCGUGGCGAGCGAUCAUCACAUGCGGGCCGAGGAGUAUGCCAGAACUCAAGCUCCCGAGAUGAGGCGGUUGCCAUCUCUUAUUGUCUGUCCACCAACGCUCUCGGGCCAUUGGCAGCAGGAGAUCAAGCAAUACGCACCAUUUUUGACUUGCGUGGCGUAUGUCGGACCACCGGCGGAGCGCAACGGUCGACGUCCUUUACUCGAAAAAGCAGACGUUGUCAUAACCUCCUACGAUGUGUGCAGAAAUGACAACGAUAUUCUCACACCCAUCACUUGGAAUUACUGUGUAUUGGAUGAAGGCCACCUAAUCAAAAACCCAAAGGCGAAGAUCACUCAGGCUGUGAAAAAGCUCGUCAGCAACCACAGACUCAUACUUUCUGGCACGCCGAUUCAGAACAAUGUCCUGGAGCUCUGGUCCCUUUUCGACUUCCUCAUGCCGGGCUUCCUUGGCACAGAGAAGGUCUUCCAGGAUCGAUUUGCAAAGCCCAUUGCAGCCAGCCGCAAUGCGAAGUCAUCUUCCAAGGAACAAGAGGCUGGAGCUUUGGCGAUUGAGGCCCUUCACAAGCAGGUCCUACCAUUCUUGUUGCGGCGUUUGAAAGAGGAAGUCCUCAAUGACCUACCGCCCAAGAUUCUGCAGAACUACUACUGUGAUCUGAGUGAUCUGCAGAAGCGUCUCUUUGAAGAUUUCUUCAAAAAGGAGCGCAAGACAGUGGAGAACAGCAUCGGGUCGGCGGAUAAAGAGGCCAAACAACACAUCUUCCAAGCCCUGCAGUACAUGCGAAAACUCUGCAACUCCCCGGCGCUUGUCGUCAAGGAGGGAAACAAGCAAUACGAUGCGAUCCAGAAACAGCUCGCAGCAUCCAAAUCCAGUUUGCGCGAUAUCGCUCAUGCACCAAAACUGGGCGCCUUACGCGACUUGCUGAUUGAUUGUGGCAUCGGCGUAACCAAUGACUCAAAUGACAUAUCAGCUGCCAAUUAUGUGUCUCAACAUCGAGCAUUGAUCUUCUGCCAGAUGAAGGAAAUGCUUGACAUGGUACAAACUGAAGUUUUGGGCAAGCUUCUUCCGAGCGUGCAGUUCUUGCGACUCGAUGGGAGCGUGGAAGCCACCAAGCGUCAAAACAUUGUCAACCAGUUCAACAACGACCCCAGUUAUGAUUGCCUUUUACUGACGACCAGUGUGGGUGGUCUUGGGUUGAACCUUACGGGUGCCGACACCGUGAUCUUCGUGGAACAUGAUUGGAAUCCUCAGAAGGACAUUCAGGCGAUGGAUCGAGCCCACCGUAUCGGCCAGAAGAAGGUGGUCAACGUUUAUCGCCUUAUUACCCGCGGUACACUGGAAGAAAAAAUCCUGAGCCUUCAACGAUUCAAGAUCGACGUCGCAUCGACUGUUGUCAACCAACAGAACGCAGGCUUAGGGAGCAUGGAAACGGAUCAGAUUCUGGACCUGUUCAAUCUCGGGGAGGGAGCGGAAGGUGGUGGUGAGCCGGGCGGUGCAAAGGACGAGGACAUGGUCGAUCUCGAGACCGGUGAGGUCAAGAAGAAAGGGGAAAAGGGGUGGCUUGACGAUGUCGGUGAACUCUGGGACGAGAGGCAGUACGAAGAGGAAUUCAAUCUCGACUCGUUCGUGCAGAACUUGCAAAAAUAG